Messenger RNA from Microsporum canis CBS 113480, 1107 nucleotides. Its product is annotated as NADP-dependent alcohol dehydrogenase. The transcript is spliced from 3 exons. Gene Ontology annotation, biological process: alcohol metabolic process. The record is from RefSeq and is a predicted model, not a curated record. Bases 1 to 1107 code for a protein of 368 amino acids. Gene Ontology annotation, molecular function: zinc ion binding; alcohol dehydrogenase (NADP+) activity. NCBI's taxonomy places the organism in Eukaryota, Fungi, Ascomycota, Eurotiomycetes, Onygenales, Arthrodermataceae.
AUGACGAGACACGAGGAAGGCUAUGAGUUUACUACCUUCAGGGGAACAGACGCCGGAGUGGUAGCGUCUCAGACGAAACGGCCCCCCUUGACCAGAAACCAGGUGCUGGUCUCUAUAACUCACUCAGGUGUGUGCGGAACAGACCAGCAUUAUCGAAAGGCCGGCUGCGUACUUGGCCAUGAAGGUAUCGGCAUUGUGCAGUGUCUGGGACCGGAUGUCAGAGCUCUGAGGAUUGGACAGCGAGUUGGCUGGGGCUAUGUCCAUGGUAGCUACGAUCAGUUCUGCUCUUCCCGCAAAGUGUACGGCGUGACGAAUCUCGAUCAAGGGUCUAUGGCAUAUGCGGCCAUAUGGCCCGAAUCCUCCCUUUAUGCAAUACCCGAGAAGCUCUCCUCGCUCGACGCUGCGCCUAUGAUGUGCGCCGGAGCAAGUGUCUUUGGCAUCUACGAACAGUGUGGGAUAAGACCCAAUGAUCGAGUUGGCAUCAUCGGGCUGGGGGGUCUUGGCCACAUGGCAGUUAUAUUCGGGGCCAAGCUGGGCGUAGAAACCGUCGUCUUUACACAUAGUGUGGCAAAGCAGGUUGACGCUAUUGUCAUGGGUGCUACAGAAUUCAUCCCCCUUGAAGACCUACCGCAAAUAAUAUCUGCCCGGCGGAAGCGGCGGAACAGUGACAGCGGCAUCGAUGACCAGGAAAGGCGUAGUAGCAUGGACGACGAUACUAGCGAAGACGAAACUAGGGGCAUUCGGCCACUAGACCAUUUAAUAGUCACAACAACAGAGGACGUCGUUUGGUCUACCUUCUUUGAGCUCAUGGCUCCACGUGGUACAGUGCAUCUGCUAGCCGUGAGCUUGAAGGAUGAUCUCACUGUCCCUUCAGCAGCCUUGAUCGACUCCGGGUUACGGGUAUUAGGCAGCCUUGUUGCCCCAAGAAGCGUCAUGAUUCGAAUGCUGGACUUUGCCGCCAGGAACCGAGUGAAGCCAAUUGUGCAAAAAUUUCCCCUCACCGCAGAUGGAGUCAACACCGCAAUGAAGAAACUGGAUGAGGGGAGCAUUCGAUACCGCGGGGUGCUGGAAACUCCGAGAGACUGUUUAUACAAGGUUUCAUCGUAA